CAGAAGGUGCUUCUGCAUGCACUGUCAGUGGACUGGUCUGCUGCAAAGGAAUUGCGCGCUCUUUGCUUCCCACAUUUCCCGCCCCUGCCUGCCUGCCUACCAGCAGCAGCCCUGAGCCACCGCUCUCCAGCCGGAGGAGGAAACACCCGGACAGCCAGCGAGCAGCACAGACCGCUGAGCCACAGGGGAGACGAGACGUUUUUUCAGUCGACAUGAGCUGCUGACGUGACAAGGAAUACGGUUACACAAGAAAACGGUCAGGAGGCUCACUAAAUCCUUUUUUGUCUCGCAUUCAUCAUUGAAAGCAUGAUUACACGCUUAAAUGGAUUUAAAUCUUACAUGUCACCGAUGGCUACAAGAGAUGGACAAUAAUGUGUGUCGACAGAGCAACUGAAACUUAAGCGAGGAGAGGAGAAGAGAUGAGCUCCGACACAUUUUAAAGACUUUUCCUUUGGUGCGGUUUGGUUUCUCUUCGACUUGUGUCUUCUCCCCUCUGAUCAUUGCAGCAGAGGACUGCGGAGGAGCAGGAGAGACAGAGCUCAUGCAUGCACACAGAGGAACUUGCACUUCCUACCGUCUCGCUGAAAGAUACUUGGAUUCCUUCUCUUUCUGGCUCUUUCACUUGAAGAGAACUAAGACAUUGUAAGCCUGCCAAGGAUCUGGUGUCCACUGAAAAGAGCGAAGGGAGGGGGGGAUUUGUACCACAGUGGGGUCUUUUUUAGAUUCACACAUAAUUAGUGUUGGGGCACAAAGCGUGCCGCUGAAUGAAUUGUCAGCUUUUGGAUAGGGGUAAGUAGGAAUCUUUUCAAAUAAGCAAUCAACAAGGACAGUUUGAUUCUUUUUAUCCAUCCACUGCUUGAUGUAUCAUUAAAGAGUCAAGGCAUUUACCUUUUGGAUUGAUUAUUUAAUACAUGACCAAUUCAUGUGUCUGGCUAAAGAUCAAAAUGGAACAAUGCUGCGGAAAGGUUAAAAAAUAUGCGAUGACCGUGGUGUGAUAGGUGUUAAUACAAUUCCCACAGUGGUUCAAUGGACAUUUUCUCAGAGGCAUCCCUGGAUAUUUAUGCUAAUGGAUUUCCUUCUAAUUGGACUGUACUUAAAGUGGCCGCUGAAGAAGCCCCCUGGGUUGAUAUUGUAUUCACUGGGCAUUUUUUUGAGAACAGUUCCCCUGGUGGAGGGGGUUUGUCCCAGGCUGUGUCGCUGCGACAGCAAGCUGCUGUACUGCGAGGGGCUCAAUCUCACAGACAUUCCUCAGAAUCUGAGCAGUGCCAUGGGUCUAUCCAUGAGAGAAAACAACCUGACUGAGCUUCGUGAAGGCCAACUGUCGAGUCUGUCACAGCUCACCUGGCUCUACCUAGACCACAACAACAUUGACAUUGUGGAGGAGGGGGCUUUUGACAGGCUAAGACGGGUCAAGGAGUUGGACCUAAGCAGCAACAGAAUUGAGAGUCUGCCAAAUGGUACCUUUAAGCCCCUCCCAAACCUACGCAUUUUGGACCUCUCAUACAACAGGCUUCAGGCACUAGAGCCAGACUUAUUCCAUGGCCUUAGAAAGCUCACCAAUUUGCAUUUGCGCUAUAAUGCCCUCAAAUUUGUGCCAGUGCGAAUAUUUCAGGACUGCCGAAGCAUGCAGUUUCUGGACCUGGGAUACAACCAACUGCAAAGCCUGGCAAGAAAUUCCUUCGCAGGCCUCUUCAAGUUGUCGGAGCUGCAUCUUGAGCACAAUGAACUGGUUAAAGUCAACUUGGCCCACUUUCCACGCCUCAUCUCUUUACGUACUUUGUACAUGCACAAUAACCGUGCCACUAUUGUUGUAAAUACCCUUGAAUGGACAUGGCAUUUUCUAGAGAAAAUUGACCUCUCAUCCAAUGAAAUUGAGUACAUCGAGCCACAUGUUUUUGAGAGCACCCCUAGCCUCAAAGUGUUGAUGCUAGACUCUAAUCGCCUGGCUGCCUUGGACCAGCGCAUCCUGGAUUCAUGGUCAUCUCUGGACAGCAUCACCCUAGCGGGGAACGAAUGGGAGUGCAGCCGGAAUGUAUGUGCCUUGGCCUCCUGGCUGAGUGCCUUCCGAGGCCAGCGUGACAGCUCCUUACAGUGUUCUAGCCCCGACACGGCACAGGGAGAGGACGUGCUGGACGCGGUCUAUGCUUUUCAGCUCUGUGAGGACCCACCUCUGGAGGUGACUACAGCAGGCCUGUAUGCCUCUACCAGGGAUCUGGCCCAGGGUGGCUCUGUUCUGUUGGGUCCAUUUACUCCCAACCCCUAUGAGGGAGAAGGCAGCGAGGUGGUCACCAGCUCGUUCACGGUCACAGUGGGCCAUGAUGAUCUGGAGAGUACCAUGCAGAUCCAUAAAGUGGUGACUGGAACCAUGGCCCUCAUCUUUUCUUUUCUCAUCAUUGUGCUCAUGCUCUAUGUGGCAUGGAAGUGCUUUCCUGCUGGAAUACGACAACUGAGGCAGUGCUUUAGUAGUCAGCGACGUAAGCAGAAGCAAAAGCAAAGCAUGCAGCAGAUGGCUGCCAUUUCACCACCAGAGUAUUAUGUCGACUACAAACCCAACCACAUCGAGGGAGCCUUGGUAAUCAUAAACGAAUAUGGCUCGUGCACAUGUCAACAGCAACCUUCUCGGGAAUGUGAGGUGUGAUCCAGCUCACUGACUACAUCUUUACCUGUGAGUAUGUGGAUAUACAGUCAAUCCCUUUCUGGAUACACAGGGGAGGCGAAUAUUGCUGGACAAAUGGAUUAUAAAAUACCUUUUAGACAGCUUCUCACUGUGAUAUUAAAGGAGAGUGCUUUAUACAGCAGACAGCUACACUGCUGUCCCCUGCUUAUGUAAGACCGUGAGGCAUUAUGGCCACCUGACUCUUUGACCUGUUGAUGUUUGACUGUCCAACGGGAAGGAAUAUGUUAGGGCACUAAGGCUUUUCACUCAUGGAUGGAUAUAUGAGCUUUAACGUGUCUUUCUACUUCAGGACUUUUAAUUAUUGUUUCAAUAUGAACUAAGGACAGGUCAAUAAAAAAUGGGUCAACCAUUUGUAUUAUGGUCAACACAAUAUUUGACAAGCAUUUAAAAUAUAAAAAAUAUCUUUAAGUUGGGUUGAAAAUGUAAAGUAUGUGUAAAAUAUGUUAAACAAAGUGCAAGUGUGGACAAAAAAUGAGACAGAAUUAUCUAUUUCUUUUGUAAAAUACAAAAAAAGAAACUUUAAAUAAAUGAAUUGGCAUUCACAGUAACGUCAUUUGUAUGUAAGAAGCCUGUCAGAGUGAACAGAUAGACAGUAUUUGAGCGCAAGGACUGGAGAGCCAGGUCUCUGCAGUGUAUUCAACCAAAAAAAGACAUGUCGCUAAUGAGAAGUUUCUCAUAUCUCUGUUAAUCUGAUGGGCUGAAUUUAAGAUCUAUUUUAGAUUUCAUACUGUUCACAUAUUUGUUCAUUCACUGUGCUGGUUUGCUAUAUGUAGUUCCUUUCCUCAUCCGCAUUACUUAUCUGUGAACAGACUCAAAUGGUCAAAUUGCCAGUUUUAUUCAUCAGGAUAAUUUUAUAUUCCUAUAACACUAUUUGUGCAAGUAAAGAAAGCAGUGACAAAAAUCUAAAGCUAUGACUCAUUGCUUUUUAUCUCAUUGGCUUUCCAAGAGGAGUGAUGCAUCUUUUCACUGUAUUAAGCACACCAAUGACAACAACUCUCCGGGCCCCUAUGUAAAUUCUAUUCAAACCUUAAUUUAUUUGUCAGAAGGGGUAAAGAGACGAUCCACCAGCUUAAAGACAAUUAGCACAUCUGAUAUCCUUCACCGUGUUUCAUGUAAUGUCAAAUGUUUGCUGAAAUCUGCACCACUUGGAGGUGUAAAUAUGUCCUUGUGUGUGUAAAUGCGAGCGCUGACAGAUGAUGCGUUUCCUGGGUGCUGUGACAUGAACAGUAUGGCGAGCGUGAGGGAGCAGGCAGAAAGAGGGACCGCACUGCUCUCUAGUGUGCACAUCUCAUACUGUUGCUGCUGCAGUCUCCCUGCUCUGCGUUUACCUCUCCUGCUAAGAAACGUGUACAAAUCCACAGAAAAUUAAUUCUAAAAUUA
Periophthalmus magnuspinnatus is the source of this 4057-nucleotide messenger RNA. RefSeq names its product leucine rich repeat transmembrane neuronal 1 (gene lrrtm1). The transcript has a single exon. The record is from RefSeq and is a predicted model, not a curated record. NCBI's taxonomy places the organism in Eukaryota, Metazoa, Chordata, Actinopteri, Gobiiformes, Gobiidae. The coding region runs from base 1061 to 2638 and encodes 525 amino acids. Gene Ontology annotation, molecular function: protein binding.